AUGUCCUCUAGACUCUACUAUAGACUCCCAAGCAUAGCAGCAGGAACUGUUGCUGCUAUGGCUCUGGCUACAGCAUCUGCCCCUACUGCCCAUGCUUCCAGCCGCAAGUCCAUUUACGACGAUGACGAUGACGAGUCCAUUGCUCCUGUUCCUGGCACCUCCGAGCCCGUCACUACUCCCACACCUGCUGCUGCUGCUGCUGCCACCCCCUCUAAGACUGAGCUCACCAAGACUGAACUGGUCAAUGGUGUGACAAUCCGUUCCACAGACACCCUCGAAAAGUACGUGGCGGCCGGCCGCACGUGGCUCGCCGAGCACGUUGCAUCUGCAGAGACUUCGCUCAAUGCUUACUUUGACAAGUACCUUUCUGCUGAAAAGACUGUGUCGACCACUGUUGCCGACCUCAAGUCUGCUGACGAAGACAUUCUUCCUGGCGCUAUUUAUAUUCUUGUUGCUGCACUUUCUGGCUCCGUUGUGGCCCGCAACCGUAACGUGCUUGUGCGCGCCGCAGCACCACUGGUCUUUGGUACCGCCGCAUUUGCAUACUUCUUGCCUGAGGCUUAUGCAAACACUGGCAAGCUUGUUUGGAAGUUUGAGCAGCGUGCCCCAGCACUUGCCCAGGCCCAUAUCGACACGGAAAAAUCAGUCAAGGACUUUGCUGCGUCGGUUGAUACUGCUGUCAAGGACGCCAACUCGGCGCUCGAGAGCUCAGUUCACACCGCUCGCAAGUUUGUGGCUGAUACUACAGGAUUGCAGAUUCCUGAUGAAAAGAAUAAAAAAUAA
Magnusiomyces paraingens is the source of this 783-nucleotide messenger RNA. RefSeq lists its product as uncharacterized. Gene Ontology annotation, cellular component: mitochondrial crista junction; MICOS complex. The record is from RefSeq and is a predicted model, not a curated record. Lineage: Eukaryota; Fungi; Ascomycota; Dipodascomycetes; Dipodascales; Dipodascaceae. The transcript has a single exon. Gene Ontology annotation, biological process: cristae formation. Bases 1 to 783 code for a protein of 260 amino acids.